CUCAAUGCAAGAAAACGUGUAACAAACGUUGCAAUGGCUUCAUUAAAAAUAUUAUGAUUUCGGUCACCAAAAACAGCAACAUGUUGUUGGAGUCUGAGGUUGUCUCUGUUCUGGAGACACUCGUAAAGGCAACGGUCAAUGAAAUGACGAAAGUCAUGGACACAUCGGUCAAACCUCCACAAACUAACAUUACAGCAGACAAACAUGACAGCUUGGACUUUACAACGCAGCUGAACUCUGUGUUAGAACGUAACGCAAAAGAAGCCGUGGAGAAAAUAUGUCAACUUUUCUCUGCACUUCUACACCAAGAAAUGAUUCCGACUGCACACGAUGACAUGAAAACAAGACUGAAGCAAGCUGAGAAACAGCACAAGACUCUACAAGGAGAGACUAAUGUAACCGACAGUGGUCUUCCAAGAAGUCAAUCCACUGACCAACUUACUCUAGUCUCUGCAGAGAAAAUCGCCGUUGUUGUGAGCUGGGGACAGGAGGAGAUCAUAAACACUGAUGACCAUGUGAAAACACCCACUAAAAAACAGAAGACGGCGAUCAUUAGGGAAGAAAAAUCAGUGGAUUCUUCCAAAAACGGUGACCAUCCUCAGUUUGUGGUGUUGCAGGACAAUGCUGUGAACAUCAGCUGCUCAGGACAGAAAAAUGCUAAAAGCUCCUCUGUGACUGAGGAUGAUCCGAAAGUAUCUAGUAGUUUAAGCGUGUCAAAAAGAGGUGUGCGGGCGAGCCGUCGGAAGAAAGGUAAACCGUUCAGCUGUAAACAGUGUAGAAGGAAAUUUGACUCUGUUGUUCUGUUGAGAGCUCAUAAGGUUGUUCACGUGGCGGCUGAGAAACCCUUUAGCUGCUCGCAGUGUGGUCGGCGUUUUGGCAGUAAAGGCAGUUUGGAUGUACACUACCAGCUUCAUACUGACAAGAGCCCUUAUGUUUGCAGUCAAUGCGGCAAGACCUUCACCGAACACAACCAGCUGAAAGGUCACCAGCGUAUUCACAACGAAGACAAGACUUUUACGUGUCAAGAUUGUGGGAAGUCCUUUAAUCAAGCAUAUUGUCUCAGAAAGCAUCAGGUCGUGCAUUCGGCAGAGAAGCUGCAUAACUGUGACGUAUGUGGGAAGAGCUUCCACUUUCGUAACAACUUGCUUCGCCACAAGAGAAUCCACACAGGCGAAAAGCCGUUCACCUGCCAGACGUGCGGGCGAAGUUUCAACCAGCUGGAUUCGCUGAAAGCACACAAUCUAACUCACACCAGAGAGAAACCACACAAAUGCGAAAUGUGCAAUCAGGGCUUUGUCCAGAAGUAUCUUCUUCGGCUGCACGAGGGGAAGCACGUGGGACAAAACGGACAUUGCUGUUUUGUAUGUGGAAUAGACGUAGGUUGCUUAAACACCCUAAAAAUACAUCUCCCGAUUCACGAGGAAGCGUUACCGGUUAAAUGCACAGUGUGUGGAGAGACCCUCGACUCCAUCAACACCUUGAAAUCUCACCAGCACAAACACUCUGUGACUAACAAGUACAGCUGUUGUUUGUGCGGGAAGUCCUUUCAAAGUGUGGCCUGUGUGAAAACUCACGAAAUGAUUCAUACGGGAGAAAAGCCUUAUGACUGUUCGGUGUGCGGGAAGACGUUUCGGCAGCAGAACAGCCUUAAGGCUCACCUGACCUCACAUACGGGCGAAAAACCUUUUAGUUGUGACACGUGCGGGAAGGGUUUUUGCACCUUGGGAAAUCUCCGUCGACAUCAACGCAUACACACCGGAGAAAAGCCGUUCAGAUGUAGCGAAUGCGGACGGGAAUUUAACCAGUCAAAUUCACUCAAAGCUCACAUGCAUAUUCACACGGGAGAGAAGCAAUAUGUGUGUGAUAAGUGUGGGAAGAGUUUUGCAUAUCUCAGGAAUCUGAGGUGCCAUAAAUGUGUGUAGAUUUAAAUGGAUUGUUCACCUGAAAAUUAAUAUUCUGUCAUUAAUUACUCACCCUCAUGUCAAAUUAACUAUUUUAACAAUGUCCUACCUUGAAUGAACCCUUGAAUGUGUCAAAUGUUGAAUGAAUGAACAGGUUUAAAAUGACAUGAGGGUGAGUGAUUAAUGACAGAAUUUCAUUUUUGGGUGAACUAUCACUUUAAGUUACACAGUUUAACUGUUCCAAAUAGAUCAAACAGGGUUAUGGUGUGUCUUAAUUUCCAUAUGCUGAAUUCAUCAGAUAUAAAUAUUUCAAUGCAAAAGAUCCCUUAAAAAUCUGUUUAGUAUCCAGUUGAUAUUUAAAUUUAUGUUAAAUGAUCUCUAAAUACUUUGAAAAAUAAAUCAAAGUCAACAUAUCAAAUAGUGAUCUAGUCUUUUAAUAGUUUAAAUGUACAAUUAAUCCUAUUGCCUCUCAAUUUAAAGGGAUAGUUUACUAAAAAUGAAAAUUACUUCAUGAUUUACUCAUCCUCACGCCAUCCUAGGUGUAUAUGACUUUCAUCUUUUAGAUGAAUACAAUUGGAGUUAGGUUAAAAUUGUCCUGACUCUUACAAUCUUUAUAAUGGCAGUGAAUUGGUGUUGAGAUUUUGAAGUCUGAAAAAGUGCAUCCAUCCAUUAUAAAUAGUACUCCACACAGAUUUGGGGAGUUAUUAAAGGCCUUCUGAAUUGAAGCGAUGCGUUUGUGUAAGAAAAAUAUCCUUAUUUAAAACCUGACAAACCGUAAAUACGCUUGUCUUGCAAGAACCAAGUUUUGUUUACAGGAGCAAAGGAAGCAAAGGUUCCUUUGUUUAGCAAAGGAAAAACAGUCUUCUCUUGGCUUAUAUCAAAAUCCUCCAACAUUUUUCUUUACAAAUUCUUGUUUUGUACUUUUAAUUCUUGUCGUCACCUACAUCUUCACCUGACUGGUCAAAUUUCGGUUUGACAUUUCUAAACCAGGACUUAACCUGACCUGGAGCAGGUUAGGCAUGGAGUGCAAGUGGUGAUGAACACCACAAGCCAAACCGCUUUCAUGGUACCUAAAAUCCAGAGUUUGCUUAAACUAAAAUGAAACUUACUGGGCUAGCCAGCUAAAAUGGCUUCAUGGUACAGGCCCCAAGAGUAAAUGAUGACAGAAAUUUCAUGUUUGGGUGAGCUAUCCCUUUAAGAUUGAAGAAACAAAGUCACAUACAUCUUGGAUGCCCUGGGGGUAAGCAGAUAAACAUAAAAUUUUAAUUUUUGGGUGAACUGUCCCUUUAAUCUCCAACUCUAAUCAAACAUACCUGAGCAAGAUUAAUCUAUUAUAAAUAGAUUAUUCAUCUUCCAGUGAAUCCAGCUCUAUUUUUUUUUUUAAAUUACAGUGAUAUGAUUAUGGAAAAGGGUGGGAUAAAACUGUAGAUGCAUGACAUCCAAAUCAUUAGUCAAAUGUAUGAAUGCAUUUACUACAACUUAAUCCAAGAUUAUUUGUUUAUAAAUUGGAAUUAGUAUUAUUUUUGCCAGUGACGAGCUAGGUCAAUAAAAUAAAAUAAAAAAAACAGAAAAUGUGAUCCAAUCUAGUUUUGCAGAAAAACAACCACAGUUGCGUGUGGACGCACAUCCUUGUUUAAAGACCUGUGUAAAGUUCUUAGAAACACGCAGAUGUGAAUGCGAGUGAAUCUAAUAGGAAAUCCCCUAUAGCAGCGUCAGCAUGUGGUCUUUUUAAAAUCCUGUCACACACUCUGAGAAGUAAAGAGGCUACAAGUAUUUGGCAUAGCAUUUUAUUUUAUGGAAUAAUAUUGUAUAACAUUAAAUCUCAGAUAAAUCAUAUUUCAGUGUUUCAUAAAAUAUUGUCAAGUAUAUUGCUGCUCUUAAGCCAACAGUUGCAUUAAAGAUAAGUCGAAAGCAUAAAUCACUUGCACAUGAGAAGUGGUUUCAUAUCUCAAGACUUUAACCACACGGACCUGAGAGUCUAGCAUAGCAUGUAUAUAGAUUUUAAAGAAAGCAAGCAAGAAAGAAAGCAAUGAGAACUGUUAAUUUCUUUGUGUUAAAAGAGAAACAUGCAGAACUUGUG
Labeo rohita (rohu) is the source of this 3981-nucleotide messenger RNA. RefSeq names its product gastrula zinc finger protein XlCGF57.1. Bases 54 to 1922 code for a protein of 622 amino acids. The transcript has 4 exons. The record is from RefSeq and is a predicted model, not a curated record. Lineage: Eukaryota; Metazoa; Chordata; Actinopteri; Cypriniformes; Cyprinidae.